This is a messenger RNA of Eublepharis macularius, 2221 nucleotides long. RefSeq names its product Src homology 2 domain containing E (gene SHE). Gene Ontology annotation, molecular function: phosphotyrosine residue binding. The transcript has 6 exons. NCBI's taxonomy places the organism in Eukaryota, Metazoa, Chordata, Lepidosauria, Squamata, Eublepharidae. The record is from RefSeq and is a predicted model, not a curated record. Bases 612 to 1976 code for a protein of 454 amino acids.
UGACACCUCUGGGCUCUCUCCAAGGUCCAACCCUACGCUUAUUAGAGAGAUCCCAAAACUUGAAGUGCAGUCACUGAGUAGACCUGCUUAGGAUUGCACUGCUGGUCUACCCACCGGUUGGGGUGGGGGGGCUGCCAAAAGCCAGGGCUGCACUCGUGACCCCCCCAUCCAAGGAUACUGCCUCAGGAAAAUUGCCCGCAUUCCCUCUGCCGAUUUCCAAAUCGGGCCCCUGCUUUGUUAGCCCCGAUCCCCACUGAUAAAUUCCCCUUUCGGCCUUUUAUAAGGAAGCCUGAAGAGGUCAGAUUUCUGGUGAAAAGAAGCUUGGGAGGAGGGGGGUGCCCAGUUUGGCCCCGGUCCUGGCCAGCUCCGACCCUCGUCGCUCAGGGAAUGCCUUUCCUACACUCCCGUCGCUGGCCUCUGCCCGCUCUUUCUCUGCCCAUCUUUGAGUUUCGUGGGUGGCUUGUGGGACGUACUCCCUCUCUUCUAAGUUGGCGUGUAUCUUGGCUUCCAAAGCCAGCCUUUGCCAGUCUUGGGGAAGGCACCAAAGCCGCCUCCUACGGUGCCUUGAUCUUGGGCUGUGAUCCUGUUACCGCCUGGUGCCCUUUGCCACCAUGGCGGCCAAAUGGUUUAAAGAAUUCCCCUCCAACCUGAAAACUGUUUCAGAACGCACCAAACCCGGCAGCACCAACAUGGGCAAACUAAGCGGCGCCUCCCGCAAGAGCCUGGCUCUGGCCGAACCGGGCACGGCUUCGCUGCCCGGGAAGAACCACAAAAACUCUGCCACCGAACUGGGCACUGCCCGGACGCUGCUUGCACCGGGGAAAGAUGGCGGAGGUGGCAGGCUGUCGCGAGACAACCUCCAAGGCCUUCUGCAAGCCGCCGCAGGAAAGAUGCGCAAGAAUUCGCGAGUGGACGGGGCACCCGCAGAAGAGCUGGGACGGGGGGCACCCAAGGGCAAUGCCACCUGCGGGACCUACAUCGGUCGACUCAUCAAAGUGGACGCCCACGACAAGAAUGGGAAAAACUAUCCCGGCCGUGCUCCAAGCCCCACUCCUGCACCCGUACCUGAACCAGAGAAGGCCAAACAGGAUACGGUUAUCAUCUUGGAAGAUUAUGCCGACCCUUAUGAUGCCAAACGCACCAAAGGGCAACGAGAGGCUGAGAGACUGGGGGAAAAUGACGGCUACAUGGAACCUUAUGAUGCCCAACAGAUGAUCACCGAAAUCCGGAGGCGGGGCUCCAAGGAUCCUCUGGUCAAAGCCAUCCUACUCCUAGAUGAGCCAACAGAACCGGGGCCCAAGGGAGAUCCUAACAUCAAGCGCCAAGCGGCCAAAGCCCCACAGCUAUACGACACCCCCUAUGAGCCCGCGGAGGCAGCUGGCCCCAAGCCGGAAGCCCGGCUGCCAGAAAACGAUGAACGGCCACCAGCUGAGUACGAGCAGCCUUGGGAGUGGAAGAAGGACCAGAUUGUGAAAGCUCUUUCAGUCCAGUUUGAGAACUCGGAACGACCCGCCGCGUCCAAAGAAGAGGCACAAGCCCCACCGCGCCAACAGCAUCACCGCCAGAGGAGCUGGCCCUCCAAGAUGGUGAAGCCCACGGUGGCCGCAGAGCUUGGCCCUGACACAGAGCUUGUGGAUCCUGCCCUAGCCCUGGAGAAACAGCCUUGGUUUCACGGUGCUAUCACACGAGCGGAAGCUGAGAGCCGGUUACAGCCAUGCAAGGAAGCAGGAUACUUGGUGCGGACCAGCGAGACGGGCACCAGCAAAUACUCCAUUGCGCUGAAGACAAGCCAGGGCUGCGUUCACAUCAUUGUCGCCCAGACGAAAGAUCACAAGUAUACCCUCAACCAGACGGGCGGCCUUUUCGACAGCGUCCCCGAGGUGGUGUGCUACUAUUCCACCGAGAAACUGCCUUUCAAAGGCGCUGAGCACAUGACCUUGCGGCACCCAGUUCCAAUCCCCGGCAAGAACCACUAGCCCUGCGCAUUAGAACUGGUUGGAGAAAUGGCAGGGCAGAUGUACCUUGAUGCUCACGUUCCACCCACAGAACAACCACGGAUCAUGGCCGUCUUCCUCCUCACGUCGCCCAAAAUACAAACUUGUCACCGCCCUCUUCCCUUCCUUGCUCGAGAGCUGGGAAUCGCUGCCACCUUGCUGUUUUGUGCAUUUCUCUUCUAGUUAAUCUUGUUCUGACGGUGAUUAAAAUGGGAGGGGGCCCUGUC